Scleropages formosus (Asian bonytongue) is the source of this 2790-nucleotide messenger RNA. RefSeq names its product zinc finger and BTB domain-containing protein 8A-like. Lineage: Eukaryota; Metazoa; Chordata; Actinopteri; Osteoglossiformes; Osteoglossidae. Gene Ontology annotation, molecular function: RNA polymerase II cis-regulatory region sequence-specific DNA binding; DNA-binding transcription factor activity, RNA polymerase II-specific; protein binding. The transcript is spliced from 5 exons. Bases 1 to 1800 code for a protein of 599 amino acids. Gene Ontology annotation, biological process: regulation of transcription by RNA polymerase II. The record is from RefSeq and is a predicted model, not a curated record.
AUGGAGAUUGAGUCUCACUACCGGCAACUCCUGCGGGAGCUGGACGAGCAGCGACGCCAAGGCAUCCUGUGUGACGUGAGCGUGGUGGUGGAGGGACGCCCUUUUGCUGCACACAGGAACGUGUUGCUGGGCAGCAGCCGCUACUUCAAAACACUGUACAGCAGCUGGACAGAGGCGGAGCCAGAGCCGGUGCCAGGGGGAAACCCUAACGCUGUCACGCACCUGGACAUUGUCACUGCUAGAGCCUUCGAGGCCAUCCUGGACUUCAUGUACUCGGCCCGUCUGGUGCUCACAGGCGCCAAUGUCAUUGAGGUGAUGUCGGCCGCCAGCUACCUGCAGAUGACAGAUGUAGUGCAGGCUUGCCACGCCUUCAUCCGGGCCACCCUGGAUAUCAGCCUCCGCUCCAGACUGGUCAAAAAGCUGGCUGAGGUCGACGUGAACUCAUCGCUUCCGUCAUCAGCAAUGUCCGGCAGUAAGACUUCCUCCUUGUUAGCACCGAGGACUGACCCAGACAAGUCCUUGGAUGACUCGCUCAUCACCAGCAGCCAAAAGGGCAGUAGGGUCCUCAGAAGGGUCAAGCAAGGGAAAUCCAGCCAUACAUGCCAGGAGGAAGCCUUAAUGCACACCUUGUGGGACCAGCCCACCAAGACCAUAGGGGAGCAGACUUCCCCCAGCAGCCCGAGGGGCAGCCAAGGCCAACAUCACAUGGCUUUCCUGGGGGAGCUGGCCCAAAGGCAGGCUGCAGGCUCCAAGAGGCGGAAGAACCGCAAGAACAAGGACACGGUGCGGCACAUCACAGAGCAGGUGGAGUGCGGUGUUGGUCCGAGCGAGCUGUCGAUGUUCGCUCUUUUAUCUGCUUCUGGCUUAAGCAGCAGCAACCGAGAAACCUCAGGUGCUCGCACUGCAGCAGAUGAGCAGCUUCUAUCAGGUGUCCGCACUGAUGAGGGAGACCCCAGAGAGGAGGAGGCAUGGUCAGCAAGGGGCUGGGAACACCAUCACCUGCAAGGGGAGCUCUCUGGCACUAACGGAAUUCUGCCCCUCCACCGCUCACUGCUGGGUGCAGACCCCACCCUGUCCUUGGAGCAGACGCCCAGCGGGGGGAACGUGUCCUUGCCCCUGAUUCAGAACAUUUUCAAAGUGACAAGAAGAGGUGACAAAAGGAACAGAGUAAAAGUACUUGAGCGAAAGGAAAAAGUCUCUGUGCCAAGAAGCACAGAGAAAAGUACAAUUUCUCCAAAAAAGGGUAAAAGUAGCGCAUUACUGCCCGCCUCCAUUCAAACAACUCCAUGGCAACGGUUCCAACAACUACGGCCCCCACUGCCCAGUUCCCGUCACCUCCCUCCUCCUCUCUCUGCUCCGUGCGCAGCCACUGACUGCGCAGUCGGCGGCAGGAAGUUCCACUGCCCCUGCUGCAGCUUUUCGGCCGUGCACCAGUGCAUCCUGCGACGACACCUGCGCUCGCACACGGGCGAGAGGCCCUACCCCUGCGCCACCUGCGGCAAGACCUUCACCCGCCGAGAGCACAUGAAGAGGCACGCGCAGGUGCACAGCAAGGACACGAAGUUCACCUGCAAGGUGUGCGGUCAGAUGUUUCCAAGCGCAGCCGCUGUGGGCGUCAGGCGCGGCUCUCGCCGGCACGCCGUCUGCUCCUCCUGCUCUGGCUCCAACGGCCAACGGGGGUCGCCGAUGCACCCAGAGGACACAGAGACGGCGGAACAGGAGGAGGCUGACAGCGGCUGGAAGGACAACUCAGGAACACCUGCGGAGGAGGAGCCGAAGGAAAGAGAGGAGAGAGGGUAGAGGGACGGCGAUUUCCUCAGGGUUUCCAAGUGGAAAAUAACCGGCGGUCCAGAGGGCGGUGACACUGACCAAAGCGAAGAGCGCUGUCCCCCGUCCUAUGGGACACUGCGCAUGCUGGACUCGUUCCAACUAUUACGUGUUUCUUUUAAUUUCGUCACCUUAACCGUUUCCAUGAUGCAGAAUGGUUGAAGACCACCAAGGGGCGAGAGACGGUGACAGCCGAUGGCGCCGUCCUCCCUCUCGUCUCUUGCUGGCGCUCAAGGCUCCCAACAAACCGCUCUGUCUCACUGCUCGAACCUCAGGCCACUCCAGCACCCCUUGGAGCAUGCAGUGUCUUAUUUCCUCGAUUUAUGCUACCAAAAUCGUGCAGUUUUGGAAUCCAUAGCAUUCUGAGCCGUUUUUAUGGUCUUUUUAUCACACACAAGCCAUUCAGAAGCACAUUUCCAGAACCUUCUUUGUCCAUGUUUAUUCACAGAGCUUGUUUUGAUAUACAUCUAUACACAAGAUCAAGAUGAUUGAUUAGAUUUUUUUCAAAAUUUUCCUGUUACUAAUGGAAAACUGCAACAAGAGUGACACAAUGUGUGUGUUGCACUGAAACUGAUGCAGAAAACAGCCUAAUAUUCAUUUUCAGCUCUUUAAUGUUACUCUCAGUGAGUUUCUGCCUUUGUGGGUAUGGAGUCACGUUGAAGCUGAAGACGAAUCUGAAGGUACUGCUGUACCUGUGGACACUUCACUAGUGCCCCCCACUGGACACAGCGCAGCCAUGCACUGCUUGGAUCAACCUGAACUGUCACGCUGAGUGUGACAGGGUACACUCCGGACGGGACGCCAGUCCAUCGCAAGGCAAUCUCACACCCACGCGCACACACACACACACACAAUCAAGAGCAACUUAGAGUCACCAGCUGACCUGCGGAACGACUGUUGGACAGUUUUCAAGGUCCUUUUCAUCUGUAAUAAUUUUAUUUAGCUUUGACAUUAUGUUUAUAU